Molecule: messenger RNA, 4053 nt
Organism: Bombina bombina (fire-bellied toad)
Lineage: Eukaryota; Metazoa; Chordata; Amphibia; Anura; Bombinatoridae
Gene: EPS15L1
Product: epidermal growth factor receptor pathway substrate 15 like 1
Exons: 24
Coding region: 19-2754 (911 amino acids)
Biological process (GO): endocytosis; endosomal transport
Cellular component (GO): cytoplasm; plasma membrane; clathrin coat of coated pit
Molecular function (GO): calcium ion binding; cadherin binding
Source: RefSeq, a predicted model, not a curated record
CUCAGCGCGCUCCCGCGGAUGGCUGGCAAGAUGGCGACGCUCAUCCCCUUCACACAGUUAUCCAGUGGCAAUCCAUUGUAUGAAACCUAUUACAAGCAAGUGGAUCCUUCUCACACUGGACGGGUGGGACCAGCAGAAGCUGCUUUAUUCCUCAAGAAGUCCUCUCUUUCAGAUAUUAUCCUUGGGAAGAUUUGGGACCUGGCUGAUCCUGAAGGGAAAGGUUUCUUAGACAAACAGGGAUUCUUUGUGGCUCUGCGGCUGGUAGCUUGUGCACAGAGUGGGCAUGAAGUCAGCCUGGCAAGUUUAAACAUUCCAGUGCCGCCUCCAAAGUUUCAUGAUACGAACAGUCCCCUAUUAAUCACUCCUCCAUCUACUGAGGGACAUUGGUCAGUUCGGAUAGAAGAGAAAUCCAAGUUUGAUGGUAUUUUUGAAAGCCUGCUACCUGUGAAUGGCUUACUAUCUGGGGAUAAGGUGAAGCCGGUACUUAUAAAUUCAAAGCUACCUCUGGACAUUUUAGGAAGGGUGUGGGACCUAAGUGACAUAGACAAGGAUGGACAUUUGGACAAAGAUGAAUUUGCAGUGGCGAUGCAUCUUGUAUACAGAGCACUGGAGAAGGAACCAGUCCCGCCAGUAUUACCACCAUCCCUCAUCCCCCCAAGCAAGAGAAAGAAGACUCCCACGUUUCCUGGAGCUGUUCCUGUCCUCCCUGCAAGCCCCCCACCUAAAGACAGCUUGCGCUCCACCCCAUCACACGGCAGCAUGAGCAGUUUAAACAGUGCAGGCAGCUUGUCUCCCAAACACUCCUCCAAAGCCACUCAGCCUGCUUUAAACUGGGUGGUACCCAUGGUAGACAAGAUACGUUACGAUGACAUUUUCCUGCAAACCGAUCUGGAUAUGGAUGGAUACGUUAGCGGGUUGGAAGUGAAGGACAUCUUCAUGCAGUCUGGCUUAGCUCAGAACCUCUUGGCGCACAUAUGGGCUCUUGCAGACACUAGGCAGAUGGGAAAACUGAGCAAGGAUCAGUUUGCUCUAGCCAUGUAUCUCAUACAACAGAAGGUCAGCAAAGGAAUUGAUCCUCCCCAGGUUUUGUCUCCAGACAUGAUUCCACCAGGAGAAAGAAGCACCCCUAUUCAGACCCUGUCUGGUUAUAUGACCCCCAUAGGAAACGAAAUCCCAAACUUAACAGAAAUGCGCCGUGAUAGCUCCAGCUCGGUUGGCUCUGGAGAAUUUACUGGAGUUAAGGAACUGGAUGAAAUUAGCCAAGAAAUAGCACAACUUCAGCGAGAAAAGUAUGCCUUGGAGCAAGAUAUCAGAGAAAAGGAGGAAGCUAUUAGACAGAAGACCACAGAAGUACAGGAGUUACAAAACGAUUUGGAUAGGGAAACAUCCACGCUACAAGAGUUGGAAACGCAAAAACAGGACGCACAGGAUAGACUUGAAGAAAUGGACCAACAAAAGGCCAAAUUAAAGGACAUGCUUAAUGAUGUCCGUCAAAAAUGCCAGGAAGAAGGACAGAUGGUGAGCAAUAAAAUACUCCCAUUCCCUCCCUUUCCUUCUUUCUUCUUCUUUCCUUUUCUUUGUUUGUUUUGGAUAAACCUGAAAAUUCAGUAUUUGAUUCCAGGAACCUCUGGACUCUUGCCAUCUGACGCUACGUUCCCUUUCAGCUGUAAAGAUUCAUCUUAUGGAGCCAGAUGCAAACUAUCACAGCUGCAGGAGAGCCAGCAAGAAAUGAACAAGAGCAUCGAGCAAUACAGUGAAGCUCUGAAUGGAGAUCUUAGGGGUAGUCUAAACAACCUGUCUGAAAUAGAGAACUUUCCCCAGAGAGAGAGGCCAGAGCUGCCUUCAACAACGGAUGAUACGUUUAAAAGUAAAUCAGUACUCAAUAAUAGUAGCCAGGAUAUUUACACUGAUCCGUUCCAAGCAGAAGACUUGUUUACAACUGACCCCUUCAAAGGAGCAGACCCCUUUAAAAGCAAUCCUUUCGGAGACGACCCAUUUAAGGAGACUGAUCCAUUCCACGCCCCCACAUCAGAAGACCCUUUUAAGAAGCCAGCCAAAGGCGAUCCCUUUUCUGCUGACCCAUUCACUAAGAAUAAUGUUCACUCAAUGACCCUGCCCUUAAAGUCUGAUCCUUUUGAAAGCCGAGAUCCUUUUUACUCAUCCACAUUGCCAAAGAAAGAGCCAGACCCAUUUGGAACUUUAGACCCUUUUGGGAGCAGUGCAUUCAGCAGCAAUGAAAGUUUUGCAGAUUUUAGCCAGAUGUCAAAGCACCAGACUCCUGAUCCCUUUGCCGCCACCUUCCCCGGAUCUGCAUUUUCAGAGGAUCCAUUUAAAAGCAAGCAUGAUAUCCCAGCAUUACCCCCCAAGAGGAGUGUCCCUCCCCGGCCAAAACCUCCUAGUGGUAAAAGUACUCCUGUGGGUCAGCUAGGCUCAUCACACUUCCAGAAGUCUCACGACCCUUUUCAGCCGUUUGGGACUGAACCUGGAGACCCUUUCCAGAGCAGGAAGGCUUUUACAGACCCCUUCAGCGGCAAGGACCCCUUCGCUUCUUCACAGUCGGGAAAACACUCUAAGGGGACCUCCGCCGGGUUUGCAAACUUUGGCUCUUUUGGGAAUGAAGAGCAACAACUUGCCUGGGCCAAACGCGAGAGUCAGAGGGCUGAAAAGGAGAGACUUGAUCGUUUAAAAAGGCAGGAACAAGAAGACCUUGAGUUAGCAAUUGCCCUCAGCAAAGCAGAAAUGCCCAGCUCUUGAGAACCACAGCAUCCUCACCCAUCCCCACCUUCAUUCAUGGCUCCCCACACCAUCCAUAGAGCAACCUACACCGUCUCUGGGGUCAGAGCAGUGGUGUGAAACAGAAUAGGACAUCUUAAACUAGCCGUCUUUUAAUUCUGAACGUUUAGCCAAUCACAGGGGAGCUGUACCAAUGCCAUCUCCUGUACUAAAUUGGAACGAUUGACAGAAGUUUUCAAAUGCACAUCUUUCUUCUGCAGAGUUGCUUGAUUCCAACCCACUUUUUUAUUUUUAUUAAGGAAUCUAUUUUUAUUAUUCAUUUUGUUUCUCCCCCAUUUCCCCAACCACACAUUUUGCAGGUUAUUCAGCAAGUAUUGUGAUGUCAUAAAAGAUGUCCCCUGCCCUUAGGUUGGCGAGGAAUACUGAUAAAAAUUGGAGACAAGGAAAGCUAGGAGUUUAAAGCAGUAACUUUGUGUUGGGAAAAUAUUGCAAAUGUGCCCUGCUAUUGUAAUAUACAGCCCUGGUAUAUGGAAGGUGAUCAUUUUAUCUUUUUUUUUAUUUUAUUUACUUGCAGAUUCAUAUAUGCUUUUAUCAUGAAUUUAUUUCUGUUAGCAAAUGGCAGCUAUUUUAAAAGUAGUAAAAAAGUUUAUCCAUUGUCUAUUAUAAUUGAAUUUUAGCGUAUAUUUAUAUUAUUCAUGUAAAGAAUAGUUCCCGUCAGCUUCUAGCAAUUAAAUCUUAAGGAAAUCCCUGCUUAAGGACAUAUGGGUGUGAUUUCUGUCCUUAGAAAUUACAUCUUCUGGGGAGGCACUAGCAAGGCAAAAGACUAAGUAAUGUUUAAAAAAAAAAGGUUUGUUGCUAUUAUAAAUGGAAUUGAAAACAGAAUCUUAGCUGUCAGAUGUUACCAAAUGAUUGUCCAAAUAGGUGUUCUUUAUGAACAGACAAUGUAAGAAUAGAGUUUUUAAAGAGACAUUCUACUGUAAAAAUAAAAUGCUCCAUUUUGCUAGAUCAUUUUAUUGUUCAAUUUAAGAUGCUGCUCCAUAUGAGGAUAUAACUUUUGAACCAAUUAGGAUCAGGCAUUCUUCAUGUAUUCUUCCAUCACUGGCUACAUCCUUAUGUGGAGAGGCAAGAGGGUGUUCCAGAACUAUGGUUUUGACUAUGUGUUUAACCCGGGGGUAAGAAAAAUGAAUUAAUGUAAAACUAAAAUGUUCCUAUAUUUUAUUUCUACACUAGAAUGUUUCUUUAUAUCCCAAUACGUACGUAUGUUUUCCUUCUUAAAAUACCUUCUUUCUGUCAGAGGCUAUAAACAAUCCAUACACUGUU